Molecule: messenger RNA, 1883 nt
Organism: Rhodamnia argentea
Lineage: Eukaryota; Viridiplantae; Streptophyta; Magnoliopsida; Myrtales; Myrtaceae
Exons: 12
Coding region: 16-1302 (428 amino acids)
Biological process (GO): protein phosphorylation
Cellular component (GO): chloroplast
Molecular function (GO): ATP binding; protein kinase activity
Source: RefSeq, a predicted model, not a curated record
GAGGCCGAGGCCUCGAUGAUCGAUCUCAUCGUUUAUGAACAGUUCAACUCCCACUCCAGCCUCACCUCCCUCUGCUUCGGCUUCUGCUUCUGCUUCUGCGUCAGCAUCAACCUCAUCCAGAGGACAAUGCUUCCACUUUCACUCCUCCCCAUCUCGCUUCCUCUUCAAACUCAAAAGCCUCGCGCUCUUAGUUGCAAAGCCACUCUCAACCUCGUCACCGACCCCGAUUCCUUCCAGGUCGGACGCCUUCUGGGCAGCUAUGGCUUCAUCAACAUCACCAGCUAUUCGGGCCUCCAAUCGAGUUCAACUUCUGGGCAGUUCAAGACCCAGGACGUCGGUGAAGGAAGCGUCAAAAUCAGGCUUUACGAAGGCAGAGUCGUCCAGGGUCCCCUCGCUGGCUCUUCCGUCGUCUUUAAGGUGUAUCCUGGACAACGAGCUGGUGGUACUGAGGCCGAUAUGAUGGCUGCCAACGAGCUCAAUUCUCAUGCCUUCCUUCAGAGCAGUCCAAAGGGCAUCUCUCAGAAUCUAUUGAUGCUGAUAGGUGGCUUUGAGACGACAACUGGGGAACAGUGGCUUGCUUUCCGGAAUGAUGGCAUAUAUAGUGCUGCAGACUAUGCAAAACUCUCCAGUGAAAAAUUAUCAAAGAGCCGAUCUCUGGGAGUAGGCAUGUCAUGGAACUACUUUGAACGAGAGGAGAUGGUCCGUCGCAAAAGAUUCUUCGUCAUUAAGCUUCUCCAAGGUGCUAUGCGCGGUCUUGCUUUCAUGCAUGAGCGUGAAAGGCUACAUCAGAGUCUUGGUCCUUCUUCUGUUGUUCUCAAUACCAUAACAGAGAGGGAUGCUGCUUACUUGGUUCCACGGCUUCGAGACCUAGCAUUUUCUGUUGAUAUCAGGUACCCAUACGUAGAAGAAGGUCGUGGAAUUCUCUCUGAACAACUUUGGAGACGUGCAGCUGCUGCUGGUGCCAUUACUGCAUUUGAGAAAAGAGACUUUGCUAUAGCAGAUGACAUAUAUGAAGCGGGUCUUCUUUUGGCUUACCUGGCUUUUGUUCCAUUUUGUGAAUCAGGCAUAAUUGAUAGCCUCUCUUUGCAAAGGCUACUGGAGAACACUUUCCAACUUGAUAUUGAAGCCACAAGAGAGUAUUGUUUGGCAGAUGACCGCUUAUUAGAAGCCGUGAAGUUUCUCGAUCUAGGUGAUGGAGCUGGUUGGGAGUUGCUUCAGGCUAUGCUCAAUCCCGACUACCGAAAACGACCAAUAGCAGAAGCUGUAGUGAAGCACCGAUUUAUGACUGGUGGUGUUCUAUGAACGCGGAAUCAGUGUAUCAUGACUGGUGCUGCUCCAUGAUUGCGUGCAAAUUGGGGAACCCUAUGUUAUUACAAAACUAUCCCGCCUAGGUGCACUUCCAUCCUUUGGCCCGGCAUGGUGGAGUUCCGGUCUCAAUUGCAGAGUCUGUCUGCUGACCCGACAGAUGGUGCUGUAGCAAAAGGAUGAUUGAGCCAGAAAGGAAGUCGAAAUAGCAGAUCUCGGAAGUCUGAAGAGCAAAAUCUAGUUUAUGAAGGGGAGGAAUGGAAGUCUAAUAAUAUACUUUAUCUCACAAGGAUAUGGAACACUCCGAAGGAUUAUUCCGCAAAAAAUGAGGAAAGAAAUGGCAGCAUUAUGAAGAUGAGAUGGCGAUCCGGCAUCGUUUGUGAUUUUUGAAAACUUUUGAGAGAUCAGAAUUCUCCCAAUGACUCUUUUAUGGAGUAGUAUGCAACUCUCUUGUUUUUUUUUUUCCUCGUCCUCUAUGAAGCCAUGCUAAGUUGAACCAAAGAGGAGAUAAAGCGAGGUGUUUGGUAUUGUUGGAUUCUCUCUCAACUGCUUGCAAACUUUUUUCUGAAUUUUUUGUG